AUGGGUGAUAAAGGUGACGGAGAAACUUUCGAUGAUGCAGUUGAAGAAAGGGUUAUCAAUGAAGAAUACAAAAUUUGGAAAAAGAAUACCCCCUUCCUCUACGACCUAGUCAUGACACACGCUCUUGAAUGGCCCUCACUGACUGCUCAGUGGCUUCCUGACGUGACCCGACCUGAAGGCAAGGAUUACUCAGUCCACAGAUUAAUUUUGGGCACACACACAUCAGAUGAACAGAAUCAUUUGCUUAUUGCAAGUGUUCAACUCCCAAACGAAGAUGCACAGUUUGAUGCCAGUCAUUAUGACAAUGACAAAGGAGAGUUUGGUGGAUUUGGCUCAGUAUCAGGAAAAAUAGACAUAGAAAUUAAGAUAAACCACGAAGGUGAAGUAAACAGAGCUCGUUACAUGCCCCAGAAUCCCUGCGUUAUUGCUACAAAGACACCUUCUUCAGACGUUUUGGUAUUUGAUUAUACCAAGCAUCCUUCCAAACCUGAACCUUCCGGUGAAUGUCAUCCAGACUUAAGGUUGCGCGGCCACCAGAAGGAAGGCUAUGGCCUAUCAUGGAACCCAAACCUGAAUGGUUAUCUUCUAUCUGCUAGCGAUGAUCACACAAUAUGCCUGUGGGACAUAAACGCGACGCCGAAAGAAGGUCGUGUGAUUGAGGCUAAGUCGGUGUUCACUGGUCACACUGCUGUUGUUGAGGAUGUGGCAUGGCAUUUGCUGCACGAGUCAUUAUUUGGAUCUGUCGCUGAUGACCAGAAACUGAUGAUCUGGGAUACCAGAUGUAACAACACUUCAAAGCCAUCCCAUACAGUGGAUGCCCAUACCGCUGAAGUCAAUUGUCUCAGCUUCAACCCAUAUUCAGAGUUUAUACUUGCUACUGGCAGUGCCGACAAAACUGUGGCUUUGUGGGAUCUUCGUAAUCUGAAAUUGAAACUACACUCCUUUGAGUCACACAAGGAUGAAAUAUUCCAAGUUCAGUGGUCACCCCACAAUGAGACUAUUCUUGCGAGCAGCGGUACUGACAGAAGACUGCAUGUAUGGGAUCUGUCUAAAAUCGGUGAAGAGCAAACUGCUGAGGAUGCAGAGGAUGGUCCUCCCGAGUUGUUGUUCAUUCACGGAGGACACACUGCCAAAAUCUCAGACUUCUCCUGGAACCCCAAUGAGCCCUGGGUCAUCUGUUCUGUCUCUGAGGAUAACAUUAUGCAGGUUUGGCAAAUGGCGGAGAACAUAUACAAUGAUGAUGAACCCGAGACUCCGGCUUCCGAAUUAGAGUCGGGUGUCAAUGUGAACCAUGGCUAA
Leptosia nina is the source of this 1299-nucleotide messenger RNA. Lineage: Eukaryota; Metazoa; Arthropoda; Insecta; Lepidoptera; Pieridae. The record is from the annotation of a GenBank genome assembly.